Molecule: messenger RNA, 3267 nt
Organism: Paramecium pentaurelia
Lineage: Eukaryota; Ciliophora; Oligohymenophorea; Peniculida; Parameciidae
Source: the annotation of a GenBank genome assembly
AUGAAUUUUGAAGAAUAACUUUAGUAAAUUAUUUAAGGAAUAUUCUCUCAAAAUAAUUAGAUCAGAAAAUAAGGGGAAGAUAGGUUAGCUUAAAUUAGAGAAGUAUAACCAAAUGAAUUUGUUAUACAAAUGCUUAAUCUUUGUAGACAUGAGGAAUUAAAAAUUAGGCAAUUUGCUCCUGUUUAUUUGAGAUAUAGUCUAUCGAAAUUUGCUCCAAAGAGUCAUAAGAAUAUUUGGAGUAAAUUGAUUUCAGAAACAAAAGAAACUCUUAAAUUGUGUUUGUUUUAAUGUAUUGAAGUGGAAAAUAGUUAAAAUGUUAGAAAUUAAUUGUGUGAUACAAUAGGAGAGAUAGGUGGAUCUUUGUAUGAGGAUGAUAAUCAUAAUGAAUGGCCAAAUUUAUUAUAAACUUUAUGGCAAAUGUUCUUAUCACCAAAGAAUGACAUAAUAGAAUGUGGAUUUAAAAUAAUUGGGAAUCUCUUUAUAUAUUCAAUUGAUCAAUUUGAUAAACAUUAACAAGAUCUUCAUACUUUAUUUGUUUAAGGAUUGGCAAGUCCAUAGAUCAAAAUUAAAUCAUCUACUAUGCAUGCUCUAGGAAAUUAUAUUAAAUAUUCAUUACCUGCAUAAUAUAAGAUCUUUUAAGAUUUAAUAUCAAAUAUGAUGAAAUCUGCACUCGAAGUUACAAUAUAAGAUCUAUCUUUAGGAGAAGGAAUCAUGGAAGUAUUCUCUGAUAUAGUGGAUUCUAAACCAAAAUUCUUUAGAAAAUAAUAUAAUAUUUUCUUUAAUGGAAUUUAAGCAAUCUUUAGAGAACCUCAAAUUGAUAUUGGUGUUAAAAGAAUUGGAACUGAAACUCUAUUGAGUUUGGUUGAAAAGUUUCCAGGAUUAUUCAAAUUUGAGAAAAUUUAUUUAAUGUAAUUGGUUGAAAUGAUAUUCUUUCAUAUGAUAUAAAUUAGUCCCACUAUUAGUGAUGAAUGGAUGAAACCUCCUGAAGGAUUUAAUGAUAAUGUAGAAUAGGAUGAAGAUUGUGAAACAACAAAUUUUGGAAUGUCUAGUAUAGAUAGAUUAAUAGAAUCAUAAGGUAAAAAGGAUAUGUUACCUGUUUUAAAUCCAAUAGUUAGUGAAUUAUUAAGACAUCAAGAUUGGAGAUAUUAACAUGCAGCUAUAAUGGCAUUAUCUUAAGUUGGUGAAUACAUAGAUUAAGUUGCUGAUAUUAAACCAACAAUAGAUUUAAUAUUACCUAUGCUUAACAAUAGCAAUCCUAUGAUACGAUAUGCUGUAUGUCAUGCUAUAGGUUAGAUUUCUGAUGAUAUGAAACCCAAAUUUUAAGAUUCCUAUUUGCAUUUAGUAAUUCCAGAAUUCUUGAAUCGUCUAACUAUUGAGGAUGUGUCUAGAGUAAGUUCUCAUAUUUUAGCUGCUCUAACAAAUUUUGUUGAAGGAACUGAAAAAGGCAUUGAAAUAUAUUUGCCUAAUUUAAUUUAAAUGUCUAUCAAAUUUUUAAAUACAGGCAUUUCUAUUGAAAAAGAAAAUGCUAUUAGUGUAAUUGCAGCUACAGCAGAAUCAAGUAAAAAACAAUUCAUUCCCUAUGUUAAUGAAUUGCUUCCUCUUUUAUUCUAAAUUUUUACGAAUCAUUAAACUAAACAAUACAGAUAAUUGAAAGGCUAAGUUAUUGAAACAAUCACUUUAAUAGCUUCAGCAGUGGGAGAGUAAGUGUAUCUACCCUAUCUAUAAUAGACAGUUUAGAUUCUAAUAUAAGUAUAGACAAAUAAUUUGGAAGUUAUUGAUCCAUAGAAGUCUUAUGUACUUUCAGGAUGGUAAAGAUUAGCAUUAAUUUGUCCAUAAUAAUUGGCUAAAUAUCUUGGAGAUGUAGUACCUUCAUUAUUUUAAUUAAUCGAAUUAGUUUUUAAUAUCAAUUCAACAGAAUCAAAUAAUGAGGAAGAAUUGCAUACUUAUGAUAAUGAAGAAGCCUAGGUUGCCAUUCAUACGUUAUCUGUAUUCAUUUAAGAAUUGAAACAGUCUUUCUUUCCUUUUGUGGAGAGAUGCAUUAAAUUAAUUGUGCCAUUGUCUUAAUUUAGUUCUGAUUCAAACAUUAGAAGUGCUGCUUGUAAAUGCUUAGUAAAUUUAGUCAAGAAUGUUAAAGAAACUAACAAUCCCUAAUAAUUGAUAAAUGGAGCUAAGUAUUUUCUUGGAAUCAUAUUGGAAGCAGCUUUUAAGGAAUAUGAUCCAAUUGUGAUUAUUGAACAGAUUAAUAGCAUCAAGGAAAUAAUUGAAUUAGUUUCUUAGCCAUUUAUGACCACAGAGGAAGUUACUGAAUUAUCAGAUAAAGUAUUUAAAUUAUUACUAGAAUCUGAUAGAAGAAAGGCUGAUAAUGAGAAUUUGGCUAAGGAUGAAGAUGUAGAUGAGGAUGAGAAGAAUGCUAUUAAGGAAGAAACAGAAACUGAAGAAAAUUUACAUGUUAAGAUUGCUGAAUGUAUUGGUGCUUUAUUCAAAACUCAUAAAGAAUUUGUUCUUCCUCUUUAUGAAAUAAUUUGCAAUUAAAUAUUACCUAAAGUACUUGAUUAAUCAAAAUCUCCUAAGAUGCAUUAAUUUGGAAUCUGUUUAAUUGACUAUAUGAUUGAGUAUUUGGGAUUCCCAUAUAUCUAAAAUAAAUUCAUGGAUCUAACUUAAGCUUUAACUGUAUAUGCAUGUGAUAGAGUAUGUUAUGUAAGAUAGGUAGCUGUAUAUGGAAUAGGUGUGAUGGCUAUUAAUACUCCAUAAGAAUUGUAUAUGUAAGUAUCAUAAUCUUUAUUGAAAUCUUUGGUUGAAUCUUUGAAAAUACAAAUAAAUUAAGAUGAUAAUGAAAGAUAAUUUGGAUUAGCAAGAGACAAUUCAAUAUCUGCUUUAGGUAAGAUUAUUAAGUCACAUCCGAAAUCACUUGGAUAAGAUUUAAUUUAAGGUAUAGAAACUUGGCUAUAUUUAUUACCUUUAUAAUAUGAUAAACGAUAGGCUUAUAUUCAGCAUAAUUUAUUAGCUGAAUUCAUCAUUUAAGAUGGAGAUCUAUUUGUCAAUGGUAAAUCUGAAAAUGCAUUACAAGUAUGAUGAUAUUAUUUAUAGAUACUAAAAAUAAUUGCUAAUUGUUAUAAAUCAAAGUGGUCUACAGCAUAAAUAGAUUCUAAAUUAAUUAGUGCACUUAGGAUAUUAGAAUAGUUAGAUUCAGUUAAAGUAUAUCUAUAAGAAGUAUUUAAAAAAUUAAGUUCUGAAGAUUAAAAGAAAUUAUUAGAAAUACCUAAAUGA